CAAUACAUUUUUUUAUGGUAUGCGUUUUUACGGUGGAAUAGUUAAUUGCUACAUGGUUGUGUUGACAGUUAGUUAAGUGGCUAGCCACCAGUAAUCGUUAUACCAAGGGAAACCUCACUAGAUUAACAUUAGCCGGCUAAUGUUAGCUGUUGUGCUGUAGCGAACGUCUAGCCAUUGGAUUAGAAAAAUACGUUAGCGAGUGAGCCAUCUCAUAUGAGUGAGUGGUGAAUGAACCUGCCUCGGUGAUAUAGUUUCCAGCAGAAUGCUGUUGUGAUGGUUUAAAUUAAACGGCUGCGCACCGCCAACUAACAUCUAAAGUUCCUGAGUUGGUCCCUCAAAUUGUCCGUCCAGUGGAAGGAGAUGCCAAGGGCUGCCCUUCCACUCUCUGCAUACCCCAUGACAUGGAACCUAAACCCCAAAUCCCCCCUCAUUCCUCUGUCUCACCCAGUUGUGGCAAUGGAGAAGGACAGGCUGAGCACAGGCGUAGUGAAAGACUACAGACAACCUCUGGUCGGACCAGGGACAGGAUUAAACCCAAAGUCUUCAAGGCCGCACCAAAACAGUCCCAAAUAACCACAGCAUCCACGAAGAGAGAAGGGAACAGAAGAGUGGCAAGUUGUGGGGAUGAAAACACUGCAGUUAGCAAGUCCUUUAGACACAAAGGUGUAAGAGGCUCCAGUCAGAAUACGGCGCUCCCCUCAGCCAAAGCCCAGAUGGACUGCACCACCUCUGAAAAGUCCUGUGACUCAGCGAAGGACAAAGACACUCCUGAGAGCCCAACUGCUGCGAAGCGCUGGGUGAUUGGUCCCUUGUUACACUCUUUCAAAAGCAAGAUGGCAAGCUUCUCAGAGAUCGUGAUGAGCCCCGUCCGUCUUUUCAAACCAACUGACUCUCUGUCCUCAGGCGCGAUAGGGUUGCAUGACAGGGGAGCUUUGAGUUUUAACAAAACGGCAGACAACAGCAGUGAUUCCGUCCACAACCAGCAGGCCCAUGUGACCCAGAAACUACAGUUUGAUGGAAGUUCCAAUGAGGUCACUGGAGACGGUGAACUUUUGGAGACAGCGGGAGAGUUGAAGUGUAAAGUGGAGCCACCAGAAAGGGAAUGUGAUUUUGCCUCUUCUCGCUUGACACGUGGUGUCCUGCUCAGGGAUGAGCAGCCGGUUCAUCUAGACCCACCUAAAUCUUGCAGUAACCAGUCUGUCCUCGGUGGGCCCCCUGAGCACUGCGGCGACUCCAGCUCAUCCAAUGAUGGAGAUGAUGCACAUGAUGCCAAAACGAUCAGGUUGCCUGAUUCAUCUGUCUUUGACACGCCUCCUGACUCAUUCUCCAAAGCUGACGCGGCACCGGCGCAAGAGGACCUUGAAGAAGGCACCGCCGUUCAGAACGCGCAAAUCUGUUCAAGCCCCAGGAAACUGCCCAAGAGCAUCUCUGUUACUCCAGCACCCUUUGCAGCAUACAGGCCAAAUAGCCGGCAGAAAGGUAUGGGGAGAAAAGUGACGUUCAAUGAGAAAGUCAAAGGCGAAGAGGAGAAAGGUGAAAGUCAGAGAAGCAGUUGCGUGUCAUCAGAUGAAGAGGUUGGCCUGCCACAGAAUGAUGACGAGGCCACACUGAAACGACCUCAACCCGAAGAGAGGAAGCGGACAAGAAAGCCGCUGGAAACUGAUCUAGAGUGGGCUGUGAAGGCAAAGAGGAGAAUAAAAGCAGAAAAAGUUGAAGGAGCUACUAGGAGAAGAGGUAAAAAGAAGGAUGUUUCACCGAAGGAAUGCUUGAGCGAAUGGCUGGAAAUCUCUGAGGAUAUUUUGUACACACAGACAUCAGACAAUCGGGUAACUGAUUCUGGAACGAACCUGCUCUCAAGUUCGCAUGAGUCAACUGUGGACAUAGAAAUGUCAGAGGUGGAUAUGUCAGAUGCUGCACUAAAAUUGGAAGGGAGCAAUAGAUUGACAAGAGGACAGGCCAGAUCAAAGCAGUCAACACCUGCCCCGGCAAAAGUUGACCAACUUGAAAAUGAGUAUGCUGAUUGUUUCACAGAUUGCCUUGCCGUUAGCUUUUAUGCAGAUAAGUCACAUAACGACAACAGCACGAAUGGAAGAGACAACGAGGACACCAUCACUGGUUCAUUGUCUCGAAAGCCCAGGCAGCCGGCAAAGAAGACUGCUGCUUUGGACGAUAGCAACCUGGUAACAAACAGAACUAAAUUGAAAUCUGAAGAUGAGGGCAGCUUUUUUUUUUCACCUAACUUGUCAAACUCAACAGGGUCACUUCUAAGUACAACAGCCCUAGAACAAUCAAAUUCCAAGAGUGGCAGAGGCACAAAAAGAAGGCUGAUGAAGAAACGGGGUCAGAUGUACGACGAGUUUCCUGACGACUCUCCGUCUGCCUCCAUUCUCAAGCUGGAUAAGAGCGUCUCUGAGACUCGUGACAGUGGGGAGAAGAGCAGGCAAGAGAACAUGGAACAGAUCUGCAAGGAGAACUCCACAGAUGAAAGUGAAAGGAUGCCAUCUGAAAGAGGAUGUCCUAAAGCGCUCAAGAGGAAAUCCCCGUCGUCUUCAACAAAGGAGAACUGUGUAGAUGGCACUGAUAACGGAGAGGAAGACGACAACGCUUUCAUGGACACGGAGAAGGUCCCUGAGGCCACUGCGACAGGUAGCGGCUCCAAUCGCCUCAUGCGGAGCAACUCCUGCCCUGAGAUACCCUCUCUCUCGCACCAUGACCAACCCUGGAGAUCCCCUACUCUCCCCCUGCAUGGCCGAGCCCCCCCUCUGCCCACACCACACCGUCCCGUCCUGCAUCCCUCCCCACACCUCCCUCCCUCACCUUCCAAGCGUGCCCGCCGACACACGGUUUGCAGUGUGGAGAUAGAGAGGGAGAUUGCACCGCUGUGUCUCCGCAAGGAGGUGUACCCCACCGGUAGAGGCGGUCUAUACGGUAGCCCGUCCCACCCACUCUGUCCCAUCGCGGCCUCCCCGUCCACCUCCUUCACGGCCCUUGUUUCCAGCUUUCUGUCCAGUCCCCUGGCUUUUCUGUCGAGGAGAUCAGACAGAGGGAAACGCAAGGCUCAUGAUGACGAUAGCCUCUCCACCUCCUCUUCCUCCUCCUCCUCCCUAAGCCCUGGUGCCACCCUGUCCUGCUCCACCUCAUCCCCGCCCUUUGCAUCCAGCUCUGCCGUCCAUCACUCGCUCCCUGGCUUCACAUGCAGCGCCCCUCCCAGAUCAAGCCAUUUCUCAGCCUCUGUAUCCCAAGAUUGCAGCAGCCAUUCUGAGGUCUUCUCAGAGGGUGAGGAGGAUUCUGGGCAGCAGUCUGAGGAUGGGGAGGAGAACAGGUGUAGUGUCAAUCUCGAUCUGCUGUCGAGAGAAAUGCCUGAGGAAAAAGCUCUUUCCGAUUCAGAAAUUAAGAUGGAAACAAAGCAAGGCGAACAGGGAAAGGUUUCAUCUAUACGCAUUCGUAAAACUUUGCCUAAGCCUCUUAAAAAUCUUACCCCAAUGGGUCUACCCAAACUAAUCAGGCCAAAGAAGAAAGAGUUCAGCAUUGAAGAGAUCUAUACCAACAAAAACUUCACCAAACCAGCAGAAGGACGCCUAGAGACCAUCUUUGAGGCCCCACUCAAACGGCGUGAUGGCUCCCAUUGUCUGCUUGGGCAGAAACGAGUAAAGCGAUUCGUUGAAUUCCCCGAGCUAGGCCUGGUCAGAAAGCUCCGGAAGCCACUGGUCUGUGCAGGGACCGGUAGCAGCACUCAGAAGAAGACCAGCGGGCAAUCCUCAGGCGGAAGACCCCGGCGUGGAGCGUGGUCCACCUCUCAGGACGACCCCCGGCCAGAGGACCUGGACUCCCUUUUGUGCUCCAAGUUGGAUCAGCUGGACUCCCUGAUGUCCCUGAUGGACGAGGGCACGAGCUGAGAUGAGAAACCCAUGCAGAAUUUUAAAGGCUGGAGUCACGAUGGCGAUCUCUAGCACUUUGGAAGAUCCCUCCAUGUUUGUAUUUCGUUUUGGAUGUUUGGACACCUCCCUCCAGGAUUAGUCUUGUGUGAUCUCAUAAUUUCUUUUGUAGGUGUUCAUUUGUACGUAUGGUUUCGUUGUUGUUGAUUUGAUUUUACUUGGCCUAUCAGCUAUACACCUGCCUUUUUGUUUUGCGCAUUUUUUACCCCCUCAUAUACUUGUCUCAAGCAUGCAGCAAAAAUACAAGGCUGUAUGUAUGUAAUUUUUGUUGUUGUUGAUGUUAAGGUAUUAUUAUAAUUAUUAUUAUUCUCUUAAAUGACUGAUCUAGGUAAGUCCUGAAAUUGGGUGAAUGUAGGUAUGUGUAUAUAUGCUAUGCUUUGCCUCCACUGAUUUGGUUCAGCAAUUGUGGUCAUGCCCAUUGCCUUUGCAGACAUAUAGAAAGACCCAUAUGGUUACCGUCAUGGCAUGGCCCUUUAGUACAUACAUUACCUGUACCCAUAGCUCAGGGACUGUGUCUUUCUCAUUGUAGUGUCUUUGUAAACAGGGCAGUGUUAUCAUUCAUGGCCUUCAAUAAUAACAUACCAUUUCAGCAUACAACCAAAAAAAAAAAAAGACUAACUAGAAGUUCCAUAAUUGAAAAAGUCCUUGUAUGGGUGUGGAGAGUAUUUCUUUAUAAAUAUAUAUAUAUAUAUAUGUGCCAAAACAUUUUAUGCAGCUCAUCCAGGCCUUCCAUAGAUUGACUAUGUAAUGGUGCUCCCUCUUGUAAGUUGUUCCUUACCUUUUACUGAGCAAGGCAAGGAGCAACUUGCAGUUCUCUAGCGCACACUGCAGAACAGAGUUUUAAGCUUGUCCCAGAUAGGGGAAAUGGCUUCAAAUCAAGCAGAAGAAACUGCAUCAUCACUCCUGGUUUUGCAGUCCAGUGCUUUGUCAAACUCUGAUGGUUUGGUUCAUUGUCAAAUGGCAGCUCAAACUUAUACCACUUUCAGCAUUUUGAAGCCAAGUUGUUUUGUGUCAAUUGGUUUGCAUGUGAUGUAAGUGAGUGUUGUGUUGGUACAAAUCAACUAGGCAUCAAGGUGAAUGUACAGUUGUUAAUAUAACCAUUGAAGUGGGAUUCAAUUUCACAUCCCUGUAGCGUCACAAUUGUAAACUAAUCCCAGACAUGGCCAUUCUUUUCAUCCUCAGUAAAUACACUGACGGGACAUUUGAUACAAAAGUUUCUCCCAUGUUUUUCAUCUGGCCAAUGAACUGGAUUUUCCAGUUUUUUUAUUUAGUGAGGAGUUUGAAAUCUGAUCCUAUCACGUAAGCAUUGUGUUGUGAUCCACCAUUGGAAAUCAAGAUGCUGUUAACUGAUGUUUCUGGACAGCGUUUUAUAACUUGAAUAAAUAUACACUUCAUUGUGAGUUCUAUGGUUUGAACAUUUGCUAUGAUGAUUUUUCUGUAUAUUUUUGAUAAUCUCCAUGGCAUGUAACGAAAAGCUCAUAUUUUGUAUCUUUUGUCUUGUGUAUAUAUAGAGGGGGUCAUUCUCUGGAGUUUUUAUAAUGUUUUAUAUGAAUAAAUGUAAUUUCUCUUCCUUGUACAUUCAUAAUCUACAUGAAUGGAUCCAAAUUUGUUUUGACAAAGAUACCUUCCCUCUUGCCAUCUGCCUGUUGAGUAAAGUGCUGUUUUUCCUUUAUUGAGAAGUACUGAAAACAUGCAAUGUACAAAAAACAUAUGUAAAAGAAUGAAACACAUACAAUUGUUAUACAGUGUGAAUAUAUUCUAAAAGCAGUCUGGGCUAGUAUAUGGACUGACUAUAAUGUUCCUUGUCUCAUGAGAACUAACAAUCUUUGUAACCAUGCUAAAUUCAACUGAACUCUUAAGAACAAUAGGAUGAUGUGGCUGGUCUUCUCUCUGAAGUGAAGAGCAUUCCCUUGUUUGUAACAGUAAGAGGACACACUUCGUUCUAACAGUGCAGCCAGAGUUCUUAAGAAUGUUUCUCAUGAUGCCAAAAUUAGAAGAAGAAUCAAGUCCCAGUCAAGUGAUUACAGAGAGUACCACUCUUAAGCUCAGUCCGUCCAGCAGGUCAUGUGUACCUUAAUGUGCAAUUAAGGUCCAAUAAAAAUAUUUGUCUGAAACGCAAA
Molecule: messenger RNA, 6055 nt
Organism: Clupea harengus (Atlantic herring)
Lineage: Eukaryota; Metazoa; Chordata; Actinopteri; Clupeiformes; Clupeidae
Gene: prr14
Product: proline rich 14
Source: RefSeq, a predicted model, not a curated record